GGACAGAGAUCAGUGAAGCCGCUCUGGACCUCUGAUAACACGGAACCAGGACCACAUGAAGUAACAGCGGACAGCCCCACACCCUGACCCGGUCCGGAGACCCCAUAAGCCGCUUCUCUGUGCGGUAUCAGCAUCUGGAUGGUGAUAAAUGUGUUAAAAGUAGAGACCCUCCACAGUGGUCCGUGUGUGUGUUAGCAGAGCUCCAUUCAAUGUGGACUCCUGGAUGUGUGUGAUAAGACUGGACCUGGUCCUGUUGGGUCCUCACCUUGGAUCUGACUGACCAUGUUCACCUAUAGCAGACUGCUGGUCCACACAGUGUUAGGUGGACUCAGGGCUCACUGUGUCCGGACCCGGAGCUCAACUCUGACCUUAAGUCAAGGACGGCUGUGGGUGAACCCUCAGACCAGACUGUGGAGCUGCUCCAGGACCCAGACUCCAAACACAGGUCCCAGUAGUCUGUCAUUCAGGACUCACACCUGUGGAGAACUCAGAUCAGACCAUGUCGGAGAGAAGGUCACUCUGUGUGGAUGGGUCCAGUAUCUCAGACAAGAUCUGUUCAUCAUCCUGCGAGAUUUCAGUGGCCUGACACAAAUCCUGAUUCCACAGGAAGAAUCUCCAAAUGACUUGAAAGCAGUGUUGUGUGACCUCACAGUUGAGUCUGUGAUCAUGGUCAGAGGAACAGUGACACGGCGACCAGCGGGUCAGGAGAACAAGAACAUGUUAACAGGAGAAAUUGAGGUCCUGGCUGAAAAUGUGGAGAUCUUCAAUGUGAGCAAGAAACUGCCUUUUGAAAUUAAAGACUUUGUAAAAAAGUCAGAGUCUUUGCGGAUGCAGCAUCGCUACCUGGACCUGAGAUCAUCUCAGAUGCAGAAGAACAUGCGACUGAGAUCUGAGCUGGUGAUGAAGAUGAGAGAGUACCUCUGUAAUGUACACGGAUUUGUUGAUGUGGAAACUCCAACUUUGUUCAAAAGAACACCAGGGGGAGCCAAAGAGUUCAUUGUUCCUUCCAGAGAGCCAGGCCGGUUUUAUUCUCUCCCACAGAGUCCACAGCAGUUUAAGCAGCUCCUGAUGGUGGCAGGAAUAGACAGGUAUUUCCAGAUGGCUCGAUGCUACCGAGAUGAAGGAUCCAAACCGGACAGACAGCCCGAGUUCACCCAGGUAGACAUAGAGAUGUCCUUUGUGGACCAGUCUGGUAUCAUGUCCCUGGUGGAGGGUCUGUUACAGUACUCCUGGCCGGCAGAGAAAGGUCCCAUUCAGGUCCCCUUCCAAACCAUGACAUAUGAAGAGGCCAUGAGGGGCUAUGGUGUGGACAAACCUGAUACCAGGUUCAAUAUGAAGUUAAUUGACCUCAGUGAGGUUUUUUCAUCCACGGAGAUUGAAUUUCUCAGAUCAGCUCUUGCCCAACCAGGAGGUUCUGUUCAGGCCAUCUGUGUCCCCAGUGGAGCGAAACUUUUUACAGCUAAAGAUUUAGAAGAACUGAAACAAGGAGCCAGGACUCAGUUUGACCAGGAGCUGAGUCUGGUGCUGGUCAGGGCUGACGGGUCGCUGAAGUCUCCUCUGAAGAAGCUGCUGUCUGUCUCUGCCACAGAUGAUCUAUUACAGACAACUGGAGCCAAACCAGGAGAUCUGGUGCUGAUGGCUGCCGGUUCUCUCCACACGGUGCGUCCUUUGUUGGGUAAUCUUCGCUUGCAGUGUGCUGAGCUCCUGAAUUCUCGUGGUGUCACACUCCGCGACCCCUCAGUCUUCCACUUCCUCUGGGUGGUGGACUUCCCUCUGUUCUUACCCAAAGACGAUGAGCCGGAGCAGCUGGAGUCAGCACAUCAUCCAUUUACCGCUCCACUACCAGAGGACACACCGUUACUGUACACAGAGCCACACAAGGUACGAGGUCAGCACUAUGACCUGGUGCUGAAUGGCUGUGAGAUCGGAGGAGGCUCCAUCCGCAUCCACAAAGCCUCAGAGCAGCUCCACGUGUUGAAGAACAUCCUCAGGGAGGAUCCUAGCCUUCUGUCUCACCUGCUCGAGGCCCUCGACUCAGGAGCGCCACCACAUGGAGGCAUUGCUCUUGGUUUGGACCGGCUUGUCUCCAUCAUGGUUGGGGCUCUCAGCAUCCGUGACGUCAUCGCUUUCCCCAAAUCCUUCCGGGGUCAUGACCUCAUGAGCCAGGCCCCUGACUUUGUGUCUGAGGAGGAUCUGAACUGUUACCACAUCUCUGUCAAAUGGCCACCAGAGCAAGAGGGAACAGGAACGGCAGGGAAGUGAGGAGGAUAAGGAUGACAAGAACUACACAAGGAAGAGCCGAUACCUUCCCAUAACUCUAUAAAUUUGAGGACACAGAAACAGGAAGAGAAGCAGACAACCAGUUUGUUCAGACGUUGGCAGAGACGAAAA
Sphaeramia orbicularis (orbiculate cardinalfish) is the source of this 2391-nucleotide messenger RNA. RefSeq names its product aspartyl-tRNA synthetase 2, mitochondrial (gene dars2). Lineage: Eukaryota; Metazoa; Chordata; Actinopteri; Kurtiformes; Apogonidae. The record is from RefSeq and is a predicted model, not a curated record. Bases 283 to 2262 code for a protein of 659 amino acids. Gene Ontology annotation, biological process: aspartyl-tRNA aminoacylation. Gene Ontology annotation, cellular component: cytoplasm; mitochondrion. The transcript has 17 exons. Gene Ontology annotation, molecular function: ATP binding; nucleic acid binding; aspartate-tRNA ligase activity.